AUGUUGCGACAUUUCCUGCUCACCGCACUACUAAUCGCUCUAGUAGCAUGUGUGCUCCGAAAGAAGAAACCAUGCAUCAAUGGAACGCCUGAAGGGGACAAAUGCUUUUGUAUCGAAGGCUGGACUGGAAACCUCUGUCAUCGCAAAAUGAUGUGCGCCGGUUAUGAUCGUCUUCAGAAUGGAAGUUGCAUUGAAUGCCUAGUUGGCUGGGCAGGACCUGACUGCGAUAUUAUCAACUGUCACGGCAACGGAAUGCCGAAUUACGAUCUGACCGAGUGCACAUGCGAAGUUCCAUAUACCGGAAAAUAUUGCCAAACCGCUGAAACUAAAGACAUAUACAGGUGGUAUAACAAUUUUACGUCAAGCAUUGGACCAAUUGGAAUUAUCACGAUUAUCCCAUUGGCUUUGAUCUACAUCGUUUGUGAGCAUUUUGCUAAAAAGAGGCAAUUGAAAAGGGUCGAAGACCAUCUGAACGGAGUUUAUGUCACGAGCGGCAAAAAAACUAUUGAUAAGGACGUGAUCAAGGGUCUUCUCGAAGCUGAAGCUGAAUCUGUGAAAAGUGUGAAAGUCGACGAUAAUAAAGCAGAGGAGAAACCGGAAGAAUCAGCACUUCUUGCGGAUAUUAAUAAUUUAUAG
Messenger RNA from Caenorhabditis bovis, 636 nucleotides. The record is from the annotation of a GenBank genome assembly. NCBI's taxonomy places the organism in Eukaryota, Metazoa, Nematoda, Chromadorea, Rhabditida, Rhabditidae.